Pyricularia pennisetigena is the source of this 567-nucleotide messenger RNA. RefSeq lists its product as uncharacterized. The transcript has a single exon. Lineage: Eukaryota; Fungi; Ascomycota; Sordariomycetes; Magnaporthales; Pyriculariaceae. The record is from RefSeq and is a predicted model, not a curated record. The coding region runs from base 1 to 567 and encodes 188 amino acids.
AUGGCUCACCAACACAGGCGCACUUAUACCCGCACCAUACUCUUCUCAGAAACCUUCGAUUUCCCAACACCACCGACAUGGGCACAAGAUGAGGCGCCGCUCCCACCGACUUGCCAGGGGCAGCAAUAUCAUCAAAGGGCCAGCCAAAUGCCCGUUGCAGUCUGGCCGACAACGCCUCCGACGCCAUCCAUGCCCACUCGGCCCAUGAGUCGGAUGCCGCGCAUGUCGCACGUUCCGGUAACACUGCACGACAAGUCGCUGCCUGAAUACCCCCAGUCGCACGACUUCAUAAUCGACUGCAGCGGCGAAGCAACCACCCCGACGACCGCGCCGGUCGCGGCUUCUAUGCCGUCGCCGGGGGAGGUUUCGCGCUGGAGCAUCUGCAGCGACGACACCGUCGUCGUCGAUGCCAUGUCGCGCCCGCUCUCCCCGAGCAGCUCCAUCCAGAAGCUGCGCAGCAUGGCAAGCUCCACCGCCUUGCGCAGUGUCAAGUCUUCAAUGAAGCUGCGCGUAAAACUGAAUACGACUUUUAAACAGCUCGCGAGGAGGACGAAGAGCAUGGGUUGA